UUAGAGACUGAAAAUGUCGAUGGUUGCUAUAAAUGGAGACAAUAACCAAAAUCGUGCUUAGACUCGCUAGAAUUAAGCCUUCAAGGUCUCCAAAAGCAGAAAGUAGAGGAAAAUAUCAUGCUAAGGUUCGUAGUAAGCUAGACCUCUAUUUGAGUGUUUUACAAGAGCAUUAUCUCUCUAGAACGUGGAGUAGAGCAAGCAGAGAUGGGAUAACAUUAUCUUUCUUUCCCAAUAGAUUUUAGUUCAUAGUCUAUUAUAGAAGAAUUUCUGAGAGCUUUAUUUAUUCUCUUCAUUUUAUUUCUAUAGGAAGAGUCAAUAGAUUCAUAAAAUUAGGAAAAAUGUAUCAUCUUUAUACAAAUACGAAUAGAUAGAGUAUGACCAUGUGUAAUUUGAUUUAAACUCUCUUUUUCAGUACUGAAAUUGAUUUAGAAUUAUUCAAACGUAGUCGUAAUUGGUAUUCAUUAUUAUACCUGGCCUUCAUAGUAUUUUAAUAAUCUCUGAGUCUUCUUAAAAAUGUCAAAUAAAAUUUAAUGUCAACUUUGGAAAUCUGAGAGAAAUUCAUAUGAAGAAGCUCUAAAAGAUGCAUAUUGUGAAUUUAAAGCUCCAGCUCACCUCUUUAGUCUAUUGCCUUAAUAAAUCCCUGCUUAAUUAUUAUAACAGUAAUAAAAUAGGCUAAAUUUUAAGACGGCAGAUGGAUUCUCUCAGGAGGGGUGUCCUAUCCUUUCAAUAUGUUAGCCAAUCUUCGAUAUCUCAGGCCUCCAUCAAGAGUUUUGGUUCCAAACAAUCAGUAUAAAGCCUUAGCAUAUAAUUCACCCCAUGCCCAAAGCAAUUGGACGCAUUUGGAUGAACUUUUCCUUUUCCUUCGAUUUGUCAAAAAUCUG
Messenger RNA from Moneuplotes crassus, 881 nucleotides. NCBI's taxonomy places the organism in Eukaryota, Ciliophora, Spirotrichea, Euplotida, Euplotidae. The record is from the annotation of a GenBank genome assembly.